CCAACGGUCUAAUUAAUGGCUACCAACGCCUGCCUCGUCGUUUCACUAUGGAUUUCGUGUUUGCUAGCCACUAGCCAUGCCACCACCUUCUCUUCUCUCCAGAGAACAAUCGUCCUCACGGCUUCACCUCAAGCCGGACAAGUUUUGAAGGCCGGAGAGGACAACAUAACCCUGACAUGGUCCCUUAACACCACCUUCCCAUCCGGGACUGACUCCACCUACAAAGACGUCACAGUAGAGCUGUGCUAUGCUCCGAUCAGCCAGAAGGACCGUGGGUGGAGAAAAACGGUCGACGAGUUGGCUAAGGACAAAACUUGCCAGCACAAUAUUGUCAAAAAGCCAUACACUUCUUCUAACACCACCUUCACCUGGACAGUGAGGAAGGAUGUUCCCGGUGCCACGUACUUUGUCCGAGCCUACGCCCUCGACUCUGCAGGCAAGGAGGUAGCCUUCGGGCAAACCACCGAUGCUCACAAGACGACCAACUUGUUCGAGGUUGAGGCUAUCACCGGACGCCAUGUGUCGCUCGACAUUGCCUCUGCUUGCUUCUCUGCCUUCUCCAUUUUGUCCUUGCUUGGAUUCUUCUUCAUGGACAAGAGGAAGGGCAAGUCAUCAAAAUGAUCAAGCAUGUUUGAGUUGUGAUUCUUGUCUGUUUUAAGAUACACAAGAGAUAGAGUUAUGUAAUAUGCCAUAUAUGGCUAGACAAGAAUCUUAUGAGGCCUAGAAAUAAGGAUAUAUGGAUAUGAUCAUGUAUGAAUAUGAUGUACCAGAUUUCUGUUGAUUUCAAGAAAUCAAAUGAAAUACUUUCAAUUUA
Salvia hispanica is the source of this 814-nucleotide messenger RNA. RefSeq names its product nitrate transmembrane transporter (gene WR3). The record is from RefSeq and is a predicted model, not a curated record. Gene Ontology annotation, cellular component: plasma membrane. Gene Ontology annotation, biological process: nitrate transmembrane transport; response to nitrate. NCBI's taxonomy places the organism in Eukaryota, Viridiplantae, Streptophyta, Magnoliopsida, Lamiales, Lamiaceae. Gene Ontology annotation, molecular function: nitrate transmembrane transporter activity.